This is a messenger RNA of Astyanax mexicanus (Mexican tetra), 3186 nucleotides long. RefSeq lists its product as uncharacterized. The record is from RefSeq and is a predicted model, not a curated record. Bases 934 to 2082 code for a protein of 382 amino acids. Gene Ontology annotation, molecular function: nucleic acid binding; zinc ion binding. Lineage: Eukaryota; Metazoa; Chordata; Actinopteri; Characiformes; Acestrorhamphidae. The transcript has 2 exons.
AAUGGGCUCCCAUAUUAAGUGCAUUACGGUAGGGGCGCUACUGCGUCUAUUACGGUAGCUGAGGGCUGUAGCGUAAGCUAGGAAUGGCGGCAGCCAGUGGGUCAGUAGUGUGUGUGUACUCGGCCAUGCUGCGUGGGCUCUGGGAACACUAAAAGUAAGUAAAAUAGCGUUUUUAUUGUGCUUACUCUGAGCAUUAAACCCAUUUUUAAUGUAUAGGUAGUCAGCAUGGCUCUGUGUGAAGCAGAAACGGUCUUUUAGUGUCUAUAAUUAAAUGUAGUUGUUAUUGUUUGUAGCUCAGAGGGAAACACUCUAUUGUGCUGGGGAUUGCUGGCCACUGAGGGGAGCUGUGGCUGCAUUUAAAGGGUUAGUAUUCAGUAGGAGUUUAAAGGGGGAAAUUCUGAGCAUGUAUGCUUAAUGGUGUAUUAUGUGAUCUGUAGGUGCUGAUUUUGGUGUAUAACUUUGGUGUGGAGCCCACAUGAGAUUCUUAUGGUUGUCAUGGUUGCUGUAUAUGAUUUAAUCUAUGUCACUGUUUUAUCACUGUGAAACAUAUAUUUUGCUAGUAUCUGUUUGUUGUAUAUUUUUAGUAAAUUGGCCUAAUGAUUCUAUCAUUGAUGCUGUUUUUUUACAAUUGAGUAUUUUUGGAUUAAAUAAAGGUAAAAGCUGUUUCAAAUUAAUUUGCCCUCCCAUUUCGGUUGAUUCAUCUUUUUGUUCAGAACCUGCUUAGUGUUACAGUUUUGGCGUCACGAACAGUUGUUUAUUAUUAUAAUUAUUUUCUUUUCUUUUUUUUUAUUUCUUUUUUUUUUUUGUCUGUGGGUUGGCAUAUAGUUUGAAGUUAGUAUCAUAGUAUAUAAAACAGUGACAUAGAUAGAAGACAGUGUAACUCUGGUGGGAAGCCCUAACAUUGGACCACAUUAGAAGACUCCAAGGUACAGGAUGUCUGUUGUGGAGCUAGAAGAGGAGUUAACGGCCUUACGUGAAAGACUGGUCAGAGAAAAGACUGAGAUGGAUAGAUUGAAAAAUCAAAAUGAUGUACUGACCGCCCAGUUAUUGGGCAAGGGACAGACUCCACCUGGGAAAGCUAAGAGCCCACAAAGUUCUUGCCCACCUUCACCUGCUGUGUCUGCUCCUGCAAGUAAUUUGGUUACCUCAGUUGAAGUGAUGUAUGUACCUAAGGAUAAAAAGAAUGUAAUAUUUUCGGGUCAACCAGGUACCAUGCCCUUCCAUGAGUGGGUAGAUGAAUUACAAUGUUCAUUUAAUUUUCGGCGUUAUGGGGCAAGGGAGCAAGCAGCUUUUCUUUAUGAUCAUUUAGAAGGUGAGGCAAAGCAGGAGAUUAGACAUAGCUCCAUUGAGAUUAGGAGAAAUCCUACUUUAAUACUGGAUACAUUGAAAGAAGCAUAUGGACAGCCAUUUUCACUUACAAUUGCCCAAAAGAGAUUUUUCGAUAGGAAACAGAAGGAAGGAGAGGGCUUACGAGAGUUCUCACAUGCUUUGCUGUCUCUGUCUGAGGAUAUUAAUAGGUGUAAUGGGGGAGUGGAACUGUGCAGUGACCAAACAGUACGAAACCAGUUUGCAGAGAAUGUAAGGGACCCAUUUUUGCGCAGGGAACUGAAAAGGUUGAUUCGACAGGACCCCGAGACUAGGUUUAGCUCCCUUCGUAGAGAAGCAAUAUUGUUUUGGGAGGAUGGUCAGAUGAGUGGGAAAAAUGCUCAUGUACAUGAAAUGGGGGCAGAGGGAGUUGAAUGUGCAAGGGUUAUUGGUAGUACUUCUAACCUUGAUUCUUUCAUUUCUGAAUUUAGGGAUAUGUUAAAGAAACAGGAGGAGAAGCUGGAAGGACUUACACAGAAGGUAGAAGCUCUACAAAUGCAGAAAGGUAGGCGUAUGGGGCGAUUAAGACAGGAACCUAGGUUUGAUUCUGCUGGUAGGCCAAUAUGUUUUAAAUGUCAAGGGGUUGGUCAUAUUGCUAGGUUAUGUCGAGCAGGAGCCACUAACCCAGAUUUGAAUUAUAGUCAAGGAGUACUUCCAGAACAGACACGGGUUGUGGGGCAGGUGCAGGAGCAGCAGGGAAACUUCAGCCCCCUGUAGUGCAGAGCCAACUUACAGGUGGGGGGCAGCCAGGCUCAGGAGACAUUAUUAGUCCUUCUAAAGAGGUACUUAGCACUUUGAUGGGACCAACACCAGUAAUUGAAGUAGAUAUGGGUGGUGUUGUGGUCCCUUGUUUGUUGGACACUGGAUCCAUGGUCACCAUUAUUACAGAGAGUUUUUUUGAAGAACAUUUUGCAUGUAGAGGUGAGGAUCUGUUGAAAAAUUGUGGGUGGUUGACCUUAAAAGCAGCAAAUGGUCUCUCCAUACCAUAUUUGGGUUUUUUGCAAAUGGACCUUAAAGUUAUGGGAAAAGUUAUUCCCCAAUGUGGAAUACUGGUUGUAAAAGACUCUGUAGACCCUCUAACUAAGUCAAAAAGAGAAAUUGUCCCUGGCCUGCUUGGCAUGAAUGUAAUAAAGGAAUGCAGUGAAUUGUUGCCUUGUAAGAUUAAUCUUUCAUUGAAAAAAUGUCCUGUGUUGUCUGAAGGCUUUGUUAAAGUAAUGUCUACAUCGGCUGUUGUGGUACCUGCAGGGUCCAUGUGCUUAGUCCCAGCCACUGGUUUUCAAAGUACGUUGACUACAGGGUAUUCUGCGUUAGUAGAAGGAUUGGAAUUGGACGAAGGGGUUUUGCCAACUAACCUUUUUGUGGCGUCUGCGUAUGUGUGGGUUGAGGGUGGGCAGCUAAUGGUGCCAGUAGUCAAUGUGGGCUCUAUUGAUAGAACUUUACAACCACAUACACGUAUAGCACGUCUAGUUCAAGGGGACAUUGUUGCAGGGGGAGGACAGUCAGUGCAAUUUCAGGAGUUGACUUGUGGUGAGGUGCAGGUGUUUGUAGGUUUACAUGAGGCUGCAGUUGGUGAUCAGCAAGGGGGUACCAGCAAGGAAGCACUUAACCUGGAUAGUCCACAUUUAUCAGAGCUUCAGUCUAGGCAAGCAAUAGAAUUAUUAAGAGAAUAUGCAGAUGUUUUUGCAUAUAGUGAUAAUGACUUGGGGUGUACAGAUUUAAUCCAACACCAGAUACCCCUGAUUGAUAAUGCUCCAGUAAAGCAGCGCUAUAGAAGGCUUCCUCCCAGUCAAUAUGAGGAAGUCAAAGCCCACAUUAGACAGC